Molecule: messenger RNA, 785 nt
Organism: Octodon degus (degu)
Lineage: Eukaryota; Metazoa; Chordata; Mammalia; Rodentia; Octodontidae
Product: small integral membrane protein 10-like protein 2A
Exons: 2
Coding region: 205-597 (130 amino acids)
Source: RefSeq, a predicted model, not a curated record
GGAAGCUGGCGGCGGCUCGAGGAGGCGCUUCCUCUAGCGUGACGCGCAGGCUCGCCUUCCCCGCCCGCCCGCUGGUCUCGCCGCCGCCGCCUCCCUCACUCCCUGAGCUCGCAGAGCGCGGGCCAGUGGCCGGGGGUGGAGGCCCGGGGAGACGCGGAGAGGAAGGGAGGGAGGGUGGGCGGGGAGCACAGAGAGCGUCUCUAUAUGGCGGCAGUUCUGUCGGGCCUGGCUGUCCGGCUCUCGCGCUCAGCCGCCGCCCGCUCUUAUGGGGUCUUCUGCAAGGGGCUGACCCGCACGCUGCUCAUCUUCUUCGAUCUGGCCUGGCGGUUGCGCAUCAACUUCCCCUACCUCUACAUCGUGGCUUCCAUGAUGCUCAACGUACGACUGCAGGUGCAUGCAGAAUGGAAGAGUUAUGGGGUCAGAAAAGCUUCCACCCACAUUUUCAGAAGAAGGCCUGGGAGGCCAGGCAGCGUGCCCCUCAGAGGGCAGUGUGAAGCUGCGAGUGUAAAGCCAAAGGUGACAUGGAAAAACCAGAAGUUUGGAGAAACCAGAAAUGUGGAUCAUUUAAGGAAAACUGCAGGGAAGGAGCCAAGGUAGUCCAAGAGAUAAGCCAGAAGAUCUACAACCACUUGUAGAGACAGAGCCACCCAAGUCCCUUGGAGUUUACAACUUGCCACAGAUUGCUGUGGUUGCUGGAAGUAGAACUGUGUUAACUUAAUGUUUGCCCUGCUGGAUUUUGGACUUGCUUUGAUCCCAUUCUUUUGUAUAUCCUCAUUCAUACCUUU